CUUUUCACUGUACCUCGGUACACGUGACAAUAAACUAAACUUAACUAAAGAAGUUGACCCUCCAAGAUGCCAUUGACCUUGCACAAGGGCAUGAAGCUACAAAGAGGCAAAUGUCUCUUAUGGGCAGGGGAGUGGAUGCAGUGAAGGUCUGUACACAAUACAGACCAAAACAUCUUGAGCUGACAUGAAAUUGCCUGCAGAGCUACUGAAUGGAAGAAAUUAUAAAAUAACCCAUCCAAGCAAAAUACACCUUCCUCAAGACCAGGAGGAAGUACGACAACCGCUGACUGAUGCUCAAACUGAAGAAAGCCAAUAAUUCAACAGACAUGCUAAAACAUUGCCAGAACUGUUGAGACGACAGCAGUUGCUCUGAGCAUUGGAUCAUCAGGCCAGAAUUUACAAUGAAUCAAUAUAGAAUUUAUAUAUAGUUCAAUUACUAUAGGCCCAUUCUUAGUCAUGUGUGUGACCAAAAAUCUGAAAGAUCGUGGAAUACAUCUCUUCUAAUACUGAGAGCAUUACAGACCCAACCAAAUAAUAACAGAAUACAUCCUACCUACCAACGAGUAAAACAUUCCUGAAACCCGUUUGUAAUUCAAUCUAUUUACAAGAGGGAUCAGUUUGCAUUUGCAAAGGCACUGGGAGAAGACUAAAUCUUCGUCAUGUCCAAGCAAAGAACUGUGCACCUGGAGUGUGGGAAAUCAACACAAGUACUUUAUGUCCUCGGGACUGUAAUCAACAUUGACAUUUACAAACCAUCUCCCCCAGGGUGUCGAUCCUUUGAAGUCACCUCGAGCCCUGGUGUCAAUUAUUCCAUCUCAGACAAACAGAAUGGCAGCAUUGUCACUCACCCCGUGAUACGCUGGGCUCUCACUGAAGACAGCUUGCUUCUUGUCACGGUGGACCAAGAAAGCUCAGCUGCCAAUGAUGGAAAGGUUAAGGUUACAUUUUAUGGAGACGAUUUGGAUAAACCGGUUGACAAGAUGACCCUGGAGCUCACGGCAGUCUACGUGUCUUUGGAUGUGGAUGCAGAUCGCGAUGGAAUAGUUGAAGAGAAUAAUCCUAAUAAGUCUGAUUCACCUUUCUGUGGAAUAGUCAUGCUGAAUGUAUUCUCUCUCUCUCAGGAUGAAAUCGAGUUUGGUUACAUAGAAGCUCCACACAAGUUCAUGAAGGUAGUGAUGGAUUCUCCUCGAAAUAGGGGCCUUAAGAAUUUCGCCUACACAUUCCUCUUGGGCCAAGAUUUUGGACGUAUCGACGUGAAAAGUGACAAAUUCGUGGAUUCUUUGGACGCCUUUGGAAAUCUGGAGGUCAGCCCUCCUGUGACAGUGAACGGCAAGGAAUAUCCGCUGGGCAGGAUUGUCAUUGGAAGCCACCUACCCAUUCACCCACAUGGGAGAAAGAUGGUAAAGGACACCCAGGACCUUCUGAUGGCUCAGUCUGUGCAGUCUCCCAUAAUACUAUACUCGGACUGGUUGUAUGUUGGUCACGUCGAUGAGUUCAUGUCCUUUGUUCCAGCACCUGACAGAAAGGGUUUUAGAUUACUUCUCGCCAGUCCCUUUUCGUUCUACAGUCUGUUCAAGAGGCUCCAGAAAGAAGGUCAUGGAGAAGCUAUGAUGUUUGACAAUACAUUCUGUGACCCAGUUAAAAUUAAUGACAUCCUGAAAAAUCAAACGUUGCAUGAAAGAAAUGCCCAUGUACAGCAUUGCAUUGAUUGGAACCGAGACAUCCUAAAGGUGGAAUUGGGAUUAGAUGAAGCAGAUAUCAUUGAUAUCCCAACAUUGUUUAAGCCAACCAAGGCAACCUAUGUAGGUGCUUACUUUCCAGAUAUGGUGAACAUGAUAGUUCUUGGCAAGUACUUGGGAAUUCCAAAACCCUUUGGGCCGCUGAUCAAUGGAGAAUGUGCACUGGAAGCUGUAGUGCGCUCAGCAUUGGAACCACUUGGCCUGGAUUGUACCUUCAUUAACGAUUUCACCUCCUACCACAAGAAGCACGGAGAAGUUCACUGUGGUUCCAAUGUUCGUCGCAAACCCUUUACUUUGAAGUGGUGGAACAUGAAGAUAUAAUCACCAGUUACAGUUCCCACAUGUGACAAGCAUUGCCUUAUUUUUCUGCAGCUUUGGUAACGGUGUAACCUACUGGAAAGUCUAUUACCUAAUGGCUUGGAACCUGUGCUCAUACCUUCUCAGGAUGUAGGAAGUUAUUUUGUCCAAUAGUCUAUAUCUCAAAGCAGUCCCAUCAAUCCUAAUCUCCCACUCAUUUAGUCAUACAGUAUGGAAACAGGCCCUUUGGCCCAACUAGCCCACACCGGUCAACCUAGCCCACACAGGCCAACAUCAUUUCUAUUAAGAUUUAUCUCAUGGUCUAGAAAUUAAAUCAUCAGAGCUGCUGCUCUUUAUGCCAGCAUCUCAGCACCAAAAAUAAACAUUAGAGGGUGGAGUUUGACAGCACUCAGGAAAUUGAACGAGUCCUCUUUACAAUUUAGACUUUCGAGAUGCAGU
Messenger RNA from Amblyraja radiata (thorny skate), 2495 nucleotides. RefSeq names its product protein-arginine deiminase type-2-like. The record is from RefSeq and is a predicted model, not a curated record. Gene Ontology annotation, molecular function: protein-arginine deiminase activity; calcium ion binding. Lineage: Eukaryota; Metazoa; Chordata; Chondrichthyes; Rajiformes; Rajidae. Bases 660 to 2060 code for a protein of 466 amino acids. The transcript has 13 exons. Gene Ontology annotation, cellular component: nucleus; cytoplasm.